Aspergillus puulaauensis is the source of this 1371-nucleotide messenger RNA. Its product is annotated as M24 family metallopeptidase. The record is from RefSeq and is a predicted model, not a curated record. Lineage: Eukaryota; Fungi; Ascomycota; Eurotiomycetes; Eurotiales; Aspergillaceae. The coding region runs from base 1 to 1371 and encodes 456 amino acids. The transcript has a single exon.
AUGACCAAGAAGCCCCAACCGUUCACAAAGGCGCUGCACUUCUCCGAAAAGGAGUUCGCAGAGCGUCGCCAAAAGGCCCUCGAGCUUAUCAAGCGCGAGAAGCUCGAUGGAUUCCUGAUCACCAAGCAAGAAACGCUCUACUAUCUCACCGGCUACGACACGUUCGGCUAUGUCUUCUUCCAGGCGAUGUACUUCCACAACGACGGCUCCAUGAAGCUGAUCACCCGCAUGCCGGACCUGCGUCAGGCCCUCUACACCUCCGUGUUGAAAUACGAUGACAUCCUGAUCCGACCAGACGACGUAGGCAGCAACCCCGUAUCCCUGGUCCCCGUCGUCCUGAAAGAAUUCGGCAUCACCUCGCCCUCCCAGCGCAUUGGCUUCGAGCCCAACUCGGCAACCCUAACUCUCGAAAUCGGCAAGCUGCUCGAGGAGUCUGUCUCAGGCCUCUGCACCCUCGUCAACCACAGCAACCUCUUCACGCGCGAGCUGCGCAUUAUAAAAUCCCCCAGCGAGCUGCGCAAGAUCCGCAAGGCCGCCUACCUAGCCGACUUCUCGCUAGUCCGCGCCCUCAAAGUCGCCAAACCAGGCGCCUACGAAGGCGAUCUCUGGCGCGAGCUCAUGGGCACCGUCUACGAAGGCGGCGGCGACGACCCUGCAAACGAGAAUAUCCUGGUCUCAGGAAAUAAAGCAGUUCUGACCCGCUACUCGACCGGACGCUCCAGGAUCGACCGCCAGGUUACCCUCGAGCACGCGGCCGUCUACAAGCACUACCACGCAUGCCUGAUGCGCACGGUGCACAUCGGCGGCGUCACGCAGCUCGCGCGGCGCAUGUUCAGCGUCAACAUCCUGCAAAUGGAAGCCGCCAUGGCAGCCCUCAAGCCGGGGCGUGAGAUUGGAGACGUCUUUGAAGCAUAUGCGCGCGUCGCUGACGAAAACGGAUUCAAGGACCAGCGCUUCAAUGCGUGUGGAUAUAGUCUUGGUGCGACAUUCUCGCCGACUUGGAUGGAUUACCCGAUGUUUGUCCGGGGGCAGAAUGUCGUCGCGCGGCCGGGGAUGGUCUUCUUCAUCCAUAUCAUCCUGAUGGAUAAGGCGACUGACACAGCAAGCUCGAUUGGGCAGACUGUGGAAGUGACGCAGGAUGGGUGUGUCUCGCUGUCGAAGCUGCCGUUCCAUAUUACCCGGAAACAGACCCUCGCUGCGUGGAAGAAGAUCCGGAAGGAGGAUUAUGGGUUUACCAAGGAGGAGGAGGACGACGGGGAGAAUCUCAGGGACGUGGAACUCUCGGAUGGCGAUGUUGAUGCUGAGGAUUAUGAUGUCGAGUAUGACUUUAGUGACUAUCAGCCUUCGGCGCCCCCGGGGGAUGCGCAGUGA